Molecule: messenger RNA, 10560 nt
Organism: Oncorhynchus tshawytscha (Chinook salmon)
Lineage: Eukaryota; Metazoa; Chordata; Actinopteri; Salmoniformes; Salmonidae
Gene: otog
Product: otogelin
Exons: 54
Coding region: 1-10506 (3501 amino acids)
Biological process (GO): L-arabinose metabolic process
Cellular component (GO): extracellular matrix
Molecular function (GO): protein binding; alpha-L-arabinofuranosidase activity
Source: RefSeq, a predicted model, not a curated record
AUGGGAUACCGCUUCCCAAAGAGGACAGAUCCCUGUUCGUUUCCUUGUCUGAAUGGAGGUCAGUGUGUCCAUCCUGAGUCAUGUGACUGCAGUUUAUACCAAGCUACUGGAACACGAUGCCAAACAGUUCCUAACCCAGGAUUUGAGAGGGAGAUGGCGUGUCGGUCGUGGGGCCAGUAUAACUACGAGACGUUUGAUGGGCUGUACUAUCACUUUCCUGGGAGAUGUACCUACACUCUGCUGAGAGACUGUGAAGACACCAGCCAGGCCAGCAUUCUCAUACAGGUCCACAAUGACCCAGACUGCCGCUCGUCUCCCUACUCCUGCACGCGGUCAGUUAGUCUCUUCCUGCCCUGGGAAGGAGAGAUCAGGUUGCACAGGUCCAAAGUUACCUUCAAGGGACAGAGUGUCCAGCUGCCUCACCACAUCCAUGACGUGGAGCUGGAGAAGAUCUCCCGCUAUGUCUUGGUGACCCAGCAACAUGGCUUCACCCUGGCCUGGGACGGACACAGUGGCUCUGUCUACAUCAAGCUGAGCCCAGAGUGGGUGGGCAGGACCUGCGGUCUGUGUGGCAACUUCAACGCAGACGUACAGGAUGACCUGAAGACCAGCUACGGUGUGGUGACGGAGGACCUGUCCAUGUUUGGGAACAGCUGGGUGGAGGAGGAGCUUCACCAGGUCAGGUGUCCCAUGGUGCCCUUCAUGUUCCCCUCGCCCUGCGCCUCACGUGACCCACACAUACUACUGGUGUUCACGGAGUAUGCCCGGGUCUGUGCCCACGCCGACCACCCACUGACGGACUGGAGGACUCACAUACCACAGUGUGCGAUGCCGUGCCCUCCAGGUCUGCAGUAUAAGGAGUGCAUCACCUGCUGCCCUGUGUCCUGUAACGUGGACAGAAUGUGCAUCGACAACAAGCUGCAGUGUCUAGACGGAUGCUACUGUCCCGAUGAUCUGAUCUAUGAGGAGGGAAGUUGUGUGAAGGCCUCAGACUGUCCCUGUGAAUACCACGGCAUGGUCUACCCGUCCGGACAGACCGUUCAGGAGGAGUGUAACAACUGCACGUGUGUGGGGGGAGUGUGGAACUGCACAGAGUACAGCUGCCCAGGAGAGUGCUCUGUGACUGGGGACAUGUACUUCCACUCGUUUGACGGCAGGAUGUUCACCUUCCCAGCUUCCUGUCAGUAUGUCCUGGCUAAGAGUCGUAACUCAGGGAAGUUCACUGUCACCAUUCAGAACGCCCCGUGUGGACCCCAUUUGGACGGGUCUUGUAUCCAAUCAGUCAGCCUGGUCAUAGACGAGGACCCACGGACUGAGAUCACACUGACCCACCUAGGAGAGGUCUUCAUGGCAGGACAGUACCGCAUCUCUCUGCCCUAUUCAGACGAGGUGUUCUACAUCCAGGAGCUGUCCUCCAUGUACCUGCAGGUGCGUACUGCUCUGGGUCUGCAUCUGCAGUACAGCUGGAGGGAGUUCCGUCUCUACCUGCAGGUGGAUGAGCUGUGGAAGGGCGACACGGUGGGGCUCUGUGGAACCUUCAACGGAAACAUCCAGGACGACUUCCUGUCCCCGUCUGGUAUGAUAGAGAGCACCCCUCACCUGUUUGGCAACACCUGGAGGGUAUCCUCUGCCUGUGUCCCCAGCCAGAGUGUUCCCCAGCUUGACCCAUGUGACACCCAUCAGCAAGCAGCAUCCUACGCCUCUGAGAUGUGUGACAUCCUGAACCAGGAGUUGUUCUCAGCGUGUCAUGAGUACCUGAGUCCGGUGCCCUUUCACCAACAGUGUAAAGCAGACACCUGUAAGUGUGGCCAGUCCUGCCUCUGCUCUUCCCUGGCCCACUAUGCUAGACAGUGCAGGAAGUACUCUGUCAUCACGGAGUUCAGAUCCACCGUACCUGACUGUGAGGUGACAUGCCCAGAUACCAUGGAGUACGGAACCUGUGUGUCGUCGUGCCAACGGCGUUGCUCCGCCCUGUCCAUGCAGCAGCACUGUGGAGAGGAGUACCAACAGUGUCCGCUGGGUCAGAUGUACCUGGACUGUACUGAGGGGCUGGAGGGGCUGAAGGCUAUAGAUGGGAUCAGCCUGGGUAGAGGACUGGGCUGUGAACACACCUGUGAAUCCCACCUGCUCAACCUCACCUGUUCAGCUCAUGAACCUUGCAUACCUGGCUGUGUCUGUCCCCCUGGAUUGCUGAAACAUGGUGAUGAGUGUUUUGAGCCUGACGCCUGCCCCUGCCUCUGGAAGGGGAAAGAGUACUAUCCAGGAGAUAGAGUCACCUCCCCCUGUCAUCAAUGUGUCUGCCAGCAUGGAACAUUCCAGUGUGUGUUCCGUCCGUGUCCGUCCAUGUGCACGGCCUAUGGGGACCGCCACUACAGGACCUUUGAUGGUCUACUGUUUGACUACGUUGGAGUGUGUAAAGUCUACCUAGUAACGAGCAGUGCUGAUCUGAUGAUGAGUGUGACGGCUGAGAACGUGGACUGUUACGACAGCGGCGUCAUCUGCAGGAAAUCUCUACUCAUCAACAUUGGUAGAUCUUUCAUUGCGUUCGACGACGACAGUGGCAAACCAAACCCGUCCAGUGUGAUCGACUGGAGGCAGGAGGUGUUCAUAUGGAGCGCUGGGCUCUUCACCGUGGUCCACGUUCCAGAGGAGGACCUGACCGUGCUCUGGGAUCGCAAGACCACGGUCCACAUCCAGGCUGGACCACGCUGGCAGGGCAAGCUGAGCGGUCUGUGUGGGAACUUUGACCUGAGGACGGUCAAUGAGAUGAGGACACCAGAGAACAUAGACUCUGCCACGCCUCAGGAGUUUGGCAACAGCUGGACGGCAGCUGAGUGUGUUAACAGCCCAGACAUCAGACACCCCUGCAGUCUGAACCCCCUGAGGGAGCCGUUCUCCAAGAGGCAGUGUGGAGUCCUGCUCAGCGAGGUCUUCCUGGUCUGCCACCCGGUGGUGGACGUGACAUGGUUCUACAUGAACUGUCUGGCUGAUACGUGCGGCUGUAGUCGCGGUGGCGACUGUGAGUGUUUCUGUACCAGCGUGGCAGCCUACGCCCACCGAUGCUGUCACCAGGGUGUCACCGUGGACUGGCGAUCCCCGUCGAUCUGCCCCUACGAUUGUGAAUACUACAACAAAGUUCUGGGUAAAGGCCCCUACAGGCUGGUGACCUACAGGGAGAGGGACACGGUGCUGGCAGCCAACAGGUCCAGUGGGACAGUGUUCCCUAAGAAAGGAGACCCUGCUGCGGCUGGCUUCCUGUCCCUCUUCAUGAUGACCCCUGGGCUCAGCAGAGCGCGUCCGCAUGACACGUCCCUGGUGUCGUUCGAGGCGUCCGAUCGGCCCAACUACUUCCUGGCUGUGGACAGCAGCGGCCAUCUCACACUGACCAAGUGGGAGGAGAGUGAAGCAUUCUGGGCCGCGGCUACCUUCACGCUGCACCGUGACACCUGGAUCCAGGGUUAUGAUUCUCUGGAGGCUUUGGCCAGACCGGGAUUCUUCCUCCACUACAUGCUGUCCUGGAUUCACCUCAUGAAGUACAAACACACCGACGGAUUCCGCAAAGCCACGCUCUUCAAACUGACAGGCCCUGGUCCAGACACCCCUACGGGUCCUAAGUGCCAGUGGAGGUAUGAGUCGUGUGUCAGCCCCUGCUUCAGGACCUGCAGUGACCCCUCGGGGGGGGCAUGUGGCACCGUUCCAAAGGUGGAGGGAUGUCUGCCUCUGUGUCCUGGUCACAUGGUGCUGGAUGAGGUCACUCAGAGAUGUGUCCAUGUUGAAGACUGCAUUAAGCCACCAGUUGCUGUGCAGCCCAUUACUACUGUCAGCAGUGUUGAGUCAACACCUGCAGCUGUCACUCCUUCAGCCACCACAACCACCACUAGGAGCAGCCCGGCUAGCCCUGGCCUCUCCACGGCACGCUCCACCCCGGGUCCCCCUGUCCCCCUCACCACCACCUCCAUCCAGCCUCCAUACACCACCACCCCUUCAGACACAGUCCCCACCACUGCAGCCACCACCACCACCAUUCCUAUUGUCUCAACUUCUGCUUUGGAUGCUCUGACCACCUCUGCUAAGGUUCCGACCACAGUGACCGAUAAGGUGGUUCUGCCCAGCACCUCUUCAGCCGUACCGACUCCAGAGGGAACCAGUGCAGCAUCAACACCCUCAACUCCAUCCCUGGCCACCGCAGUAAGACCUGAGGUGGUGGAGGUUGUAUCUACAGUGAAGACAUCUCCAUCAUUACCCUCCACUACAGAAGGCAGUACAGAGAGGACCAGCCAGGUCCCCUUCUCUAUCACAGCUCUGUUCUGGCUCACGUCCUCCACCACCAGGCCCUCUCUACGCCCAGGGCCUACAGACACCACAUUCACCAGCCCCCCUCCAUCCACUACCAUGGGCCCCUGGAUAAGCUCCACCGUGGGGCCUACUCAGACCAGCGCCCUGCCUGCAGUACCAGUCACCCCCACCAGUGUGACCACCAAGGCCACCACACGUCCAGGAGACACAGACUACAACCAGGACUACAACCAGGACUACAGCUUCUAUAACCACCCUUGGUGCACCCACAGAGACAAGCACAAAGCCUGUAACUGUGGAGACAACCGAGCCAUCAACAAUCAAAGUCCUCUCUCCUGGUGUAUCGACUACAGCCGAUACUACAGUACCCUCUCUCUCACCGACCUCCACCGUUCACACCGUAACAACAACAAUACCACCACCACCAGAACCCACUUCAAAACACAGCACGGUAUCAACCUCACCAGUCACCCCUUUCACUACUCUCAGAACUACACCGUCCACACGCCCGAAGACAACACCACCACUUGUUUUCACGGCAACCACAGAGAAGACGGUUCACGCCUCCCCGACAGAGCUGAGGACAUCCACAACUCCAAGAGAACCACAGAACACACAACCACAACCGCACACCUGACCGAAGCUGUGGACUGGAGACUGACCACUACUACCGGUCCCCCGACAGUACAGACCACAACAACGACCACCAAACCUCCAGACCUUCUGGUAACGACCACAGAGUCCCCCCAGAUCACCUUCACCUCUCCUUCCAUCUCCACCACAACAGAAGCAGUGGUCCCAACCACAACCAAAUUACCUGUAUCACCGGUGUCACACACAGAGACCACCACGACCACCUUCACCUCUCCUUCCAUCUCGACCACAACAGAAGUAGUGGUCCCAACCACAACCAUAUUACCUGUAUCACCGGUGUCACACACAGAGACCACCACGACCGUGCCAGGUCCACCAGUGGCUGUAGGGACCGUAAUGACCCAGCCCCCCACCACACUGAAGACCACGGAGCCUUGGAGGCCCCCCCACAGUGAAACCUCCACCACUCCUUCUAGCCCUGUCUCUAGCACAGAGAAGGUGACCACACCUGAGGUCCCAGUGAAACCUGCGGUCAGCACAGAAGUAGACGUCUCUCCACACCAAGUCUUCUCCACUACCACCACUGAUGCACUUCACCACGUUGCUUCAUCUACAGCUCCAGGCGUCACCACCACAACCUCAGUUACCAUGACGACCACUGCCAAAACCACCACAGCUCCGCCCGAGACUUCUACCGGCGCAGUUUCAACCUCCAGGACGGAGAGACCUCCUGCGACACCCGAACACCCUGCCGUGCCUGGUGUACCUGGGGAACCAGCAUUAUCUUUCACCACAACGGUCCCCACGACAACUGUCCCACCUUUACCUGGUGUCCAUACGACCACCAUCACACCUGUACCUGGUGUCCCAGUGACCACUGUCCCACCUUUACCUGGUGUCCCAGUGACCACUGUCCCACCUUUACCUGGUGUCCAUACGACCACCAUCACACCUGUACCUGGUGUCCCAGUGACCACUGUCCCACCUUUACCUGGUGUCCCAGUGACCACUGUCCCACCUUUACCGGGUGUCCAUACGACCACCAUCACACCUGUACCUGGUGUCCAUACGACCACCAUCCCACCUUUACCUGGUGUCCCAGUGACCACUGUCCCACCUUUACCUGGUGUCCAUACGACCACCAUCCCACCUUUACCUGGUGUCCUAGUGACCACUGUCCCACCUUUACCUGGUAUCCAUACGACCACCAUCACACCUGUACCUGGUGUCCCAGUGACCACUGCCAUCAGACCAGUGACCAUCAGACCGCUAACAGAGACUACUAGCGUUCCUCCCGAUACAGGAAGGGUGGAAGUAUUGUCUACUACUUCCACAACAACUACACAAGAACCAACUUCUUCCUGGUCUGGUCCAGUAACCACAACCAGCUCCUCCACCUCCACCACGUCAGUCCCCAGACCCACUAGCCACCCAGAGAGAGUCACUACCAGAGUGGUUCCUACUUCUAUAGUGGUCUCCAAGACCACCCACAGACCAAUGACAACAACACGCUGGACAACAACAGGCAGGGUUCCCGUGACGACGUCCAGAACUGCCACAACGGUGAGGUCCACCGCCAGACCGAGCACUGUUAGGGCAACUGUAGAUACAAGAACUCUGGGAGUUCCAGGGGUUCCGACAGCGACGACCAGACCCGGUCCUCCUACGGUCGCUCCUCCUAGCCUGGUCACAGCUACCGUCUCAGAGGUUGUUCCAACCACGACCGUUCGUACCACGACCAAACCAGUCACCACUGCCAGAACCACAGAAUCUACCGCCGUCCCCACAGGACCCACUGGCACGACCACAUCCACUUCUGUUUCCGUUCCCAGCCUGACCACGGUCACAGAAUCUACCGCCAUUCCCACAGGACCCACAGGACCCACAGGACCCACAGGAGCGACCACAGAACCAUCCACAUCCACCACUACUACACCAGAAGGAAUAGUACCAUCCACCACUAGAGAGACAGGGGACACUCCAGCAUUCACAGAGAGCACAACCAGAAUGACUCCUUCGCCUGACCUGCUGACCUCUACAGAGGUCGCAGCCACUCCAGGGGUCACACCAAAGGUCACGCCAAAGGUCACACCAGAUGUGACAGCAGCUCCCUCAGUCCCCGCCUUGCCCCCCACGGCCACCCCGACCUCCACCCCAGAGCCAGAGAGGGUGGACGGAGUAGACACCACUGCACCAAAGACUCCGUCACCUGUGUCUCCGUACACCACAUCAGAGACAACCGCGCCACCAUCGGCUCCAUGUAGGCUCAAUGUAGGCUCAAUGGAGCUCAAUGUAGGCUCCAUGGGGCUCAAUGUAGGCUCCAUGGGGCUCAAUGUAGGCUCCCUGGGGCUCAAUGUAGGCUCCCUGGGGCUCAAUGUAGGCUCCCUGGGGCUCAAUGUAGGCUCCCUGGGGCUCAAUGUAGGCUCAAUGGGACUCAAUGUAGGGUCCAUGGAGCUCAAGGUAGGCUCCAUGGGGCUCAAUGUAGGCUCCAUGGGGCUCAAUGUAGGCUCCAUGGGGCUCAAUGUAGGCUCCAUGGGGCUCAAUGUAGGCUCCAUGGGGCUCAAUGUAGGCUCCAUGGCGCCAAAUGUAGGCUCCAUGGGGCUCAAUGUAGGCUCCAUGGGGCUCAAUGUAGGCUCCAUGGGGCUCAAUGUAGGCUCCAUGGGGCUCAAUGUAGGCUCCAUGGCGCUCAAUGUAGGCUCCAUGGCGCUCAAUGUAGGCUCCAUGGGGCUCAAUGUAGGCUCCAUGGGGCUCAAUGUAGGCUCAAUGGGGCUCAAUGUAGGCUCCCUGGGGCUCAAUGUAGGCUCCAUGGCGCUCAAUGUAAUCUCCAUGGGGCUCAAUGUAGACUCCAUGGGGCUCAAUGUAGGCUCCCUGGGGCUCAAUGAAGGCUCCAUGGGGCUCAAUGUAGGCUCCCUGGGGCUCAAUGUAGGCUCCAUGGGGCUCAAUGUAGGCUCCAUGGCGCUCAAUGUAGGCUCCCUGGGGCUCAAUGUAGGCUCCAUGGGACUCCUGAGUGGCACACCUCCCUAUUCAGAGAUCAUAGAUGAGUGUACCAAGUUCCUCUGUGUGAGCGGCCAGCUGGUCCGAUUCAACAUGUCCCAGAACUGUCUGUAUAACUCCACCCCUCCUAACUGCGGCCUGCUCGGCUUCGCCAUCCUGGUCAACGGGGACAAGUGCUGCCCGCAGUGGGACUGCCCAUGUCGCUGCUCAGUGUUCCCGGACCUGAACGUGAUCACGUUUGAUGGUAACAGCGUGGCCAUCUACAAGGCUACCUCCUACAUUGUGACCCAGCUGCCCAGCGAGACCGUCAGCAUCGUGGUCCAGGAAUGCCCCGCUGACUCAGACACGCUGCUGUGGAAUUUCACCAACCUGUGUCUAGUGGUUUUGAACAUUACCCACAAGUCCAACCACCUGGUCAUCAACAGACUGCAGAGGAGGCUGUAUGUGAACUCGAGGUACGCCAAGCCGAGGUUCAAGAAGUUUGGCUUUGAGAUCCUGGACACCGGCAACAUGUAUCUGAUCCGUACGCCAGCGGGCCUGAAGCUGCAGUGGUUCCACAGCACGGGCAUGUUGGUCAUCGAGACAGAGAGCUACAACAGCAAACUGCCCACCAUGGGCCUCUGUGGCUGCUGUGAUGGUAACCCGGGCAACGACCUGAUGCUGUCGAAUGGGACGACAGUCGGGGAGAGCGAGGACCCAGCGGUGUUCAUCGACAGCUGGCAGGUCCCCAACACCACUAGUUACAUCAGCCACAGCCGGCGCAGAGAAGUCAACUGUUCCACCAGCGACUGUUCCCAGUGUAUGACCAUGCUGCGAAACACCUCCUUCAGCCCCUGCCAUGCUUUUGUUCCUCCCAGUACGUUCUGUGAGGUGUGGGUACGUGACGCGGAGUACGUCAACAACCCGUGUGUAGCGCUGGCUGCCUACGUGGCAUCUUGUCACAAGUUCAACGUCUGCAUGGAGUGGAGGAGCCCAGACUACUGUCCAUUCAUGUGUCCAGACCGACUGCGUUACCAGGCCUGUCUGCCUACCUGUACAGCCCAGUCCUGCUCCAACCACGACUUUGACCACGACCCUGAGCAGUGUACAGGCCUGACAGAGGGAUGUGUUUGUCCUGAGGGCACUCUGCUCCAUCGACCCUACUCUGCCCUCUGCAUCCCCCCUGAGAAGUGUGCCUGUACGGACAGUUCGGGUGUACCCCGUGCUCCUGGCGAGGUGUGGAAGGCGUCUAAAGAUGGCUGCUGUAUGUAUCGCUGUGACAACGACAGUAUCGUUCCCGUGGAGUAUAACUGCUCUGCCGUGUCUCAGCCGCUCUGCCGCAGGGCCGGGGAAGUGGUCAUCGGUCUGGCAGACGACACCUCCUGCUGCCCACAGAAAGCCUGCGUUUGUAACCAGACCCUGUGUGACAUCUUCCCCCCGGAGUGUCAGUAUGGAGAGAAGCUGGUGUCUUACUUCAGAGAGGACUCCUGCUGUCCAGACUACGUCUGUGAGUGUGACCCAGAGCGCUGUGAGUCAGACGUCCCAGCCUGUAGAGAGGACCAGACCCUCAUCGCCACCAGGGCUGAUGGCAGCUGCUGCCUGGCACACAUCUGUAUGUGUGGUUCCUGUUUGGAGGUGGUUCCAAACUGCCAGGAUGGAGAGGUGUUGACGGUGGACGCCAACAGUACAGACCUCUGCUGUCCUGUCUACCACUGUGUGUGUGAGCCGUACCGGUGUGCUGAGUUGUCAUGUCCCUUGGGGAUGUCUGCUGUCACCGUGUCCCCUCCAGACCACUGCUGUCCCCUGCACACCUGCGAGGAUGUGUUCUGUGGAUGUGGAGAGACCAUGCAGGUGGACAGGGCUUUCCUAGCAGACCCAACGAACCAGUGUUCCUGUAAGAGAUUUAACUGUGUGCGUGAGGCGGUGUGUGUGGACGGGGAGCGGGGUGUUAUGCAUCCAGGUCAGACCCUCGUGGAUCACAGUCAGGAGGGGGUGUGUCUCACCACCCAGUGUAGCCACAGUCUGGAUCCCACCACGGGCUUCCACCUCCUCCGCACCGCCACCACCAACUGCUCUGCUCAGUGCCAACCGAACCAGAUAUACAUCCCUCCCAAAGACCAGAUGAUGUGCUGUGGUGUCUGCAGGAACAUCUCCUGUCUCUACCACAAUGACAACGGUACUACACUCCUCUACAAGCCUGGGAAGUCGUGGGUGUCAGACUGUAUGAAGUAUGAUUGUACCGACACACUGUCAGGCCCGACCCUGGUGUCCUACUCAUUCAGCUGUCCACCUUUCAACCAGACAGAGUGUAUGAAGAUUGGUGGAACCAUUGUAAGUUACAUGGAUGGAUGCUGCAAGACAUGUAAAGAAGAUGGGAAGUCCUGUCAGAAGGUGACAGUAAGGAUGACGAUACGGAAGAACGACUGUCGCAGUAACAGACCGGUCAACAUAGUGUCAUGUGACGGGAAGUGUCCGUCGGCCAGUAUUUACAACUACAACAUCAACACGUACGCCAGGUUCUGUAAGUGCUGCCGUGAGAUGGGGCUGCAGAGGCGCUCCGUGCAGCUCUACUGCAGUGGCAACUCCACGUGGGUCAACUACUCUAUACAGGAACCCACCGACUGCUCCUGCCAGUGGUCUUAGUGGCCACACAGAGACACACACACACAUGACCGUCUGCACACAUGACCGUUAUUC